Molecule: messenger RNA, 2993 nt
Organism: Grus americana (Whooping crane)
Lineage: Eukaryota; Metazoa; Chordata; Aves; Gruiformes; Gruidae
Gene: FDXACB1
Product: ferredoxin-fold anticodon binding domain containing 1
Exons: 5
Coding region: 319-2196 (625 amino acids)
Biological process (GO): rRNA base methylation
Cellular component (GO): cytoplasm
Molecular function (GO): rRNA (uridine-N3-)-methyltransferase activity
Source: RefSeq, a predicted model, not a curated record
UUUGGGCCCUGCGCAGAGGGUCCGUGAAGGGGAGCGGCUGCCGACAAAGCACCGGGGAAGCCCGCAGGGACCCAGGGCGCGCCCGAGGGGAGAAGCCGCUUCCACAGCAGGCCCCGGGGAGGCGCGGAGGCCCAAGGCCGCGGCGAGGCGCAGCUCGCCGCCCCACGGCCGUCCGCCCGGGGCCUCACAGGAGGCGGGAGCAGCGUGGCCUGGCGCCACCAACAGGCGAUGAGCGCACCAGCGGCCCGCUGGCCGGCAGAAACGUCAUGAGGGAGCGCCGGCAGCCCGCGAGCGCCGGCCUCCGGGCUGGCUGCGGAGAUGGAGGCGGUGCGCCGCGUCCUGCUGCUGGGGGAGGGCAACUUCUCCUUCGCGGCCUCCCUGUGCGGGGCCGCGGGGACCUACGUCGUGGCCACUUGCUACGAGAGCGAAGAGGAGGUGUCCGGGCGGGGGCGAGCCGCGGAGAGCAUCCGGCGGCUGCGGGAGAGAGGAGCUGAAGUUAUGUUUUCCGUGGACUGCACCAAGCUGAAGGACUAUUUUUUCCCAGAAAAAAGAGAAUUUGAUUGUAUUUAUUUCAACUUCCCUCACUGCGGGAGAAAGGCUGGGGUAGUGAAGAACAGAGAGCUUCUUGCCCACUUUUUCCGUAGCUCUGCAGAAGUGCUGACAGAGAAGGGAGAGGUCCAUGUGGCUCUUUGCAACGGACAGGGUGGGACACCUGCUGAUCAACCGAGGAGAGAAUGGCACAACAGCUGGCAAAUAGUGGCUGUGGCAGCAGGAGCUGGGUUUAUCUUGAGUGAUGUUCAUCCUUUUAAAGCAGAGACUAUCCAUGGAUAUAAGUGUACAGGCUACAGGAGUCAAGAUAAAUCUUUCUGUGUAGAGGGUGCUUUAAACCACAUUUUCACACGAAGCAUGCCACUUCUGUAUUUCAAACCCAUGAUCUGCAAGAUAGAACUGGAAAGCCAAAAAGUUUAUUUUCAAGUACCAGAAGUACUUGUGGAUAAAAUUAAUAGGGGUUUCCUAGAACUAAAUUCAAAUCACCCAGUACGGACAGUAAAGAAGACGCUCACUGCAGAGCUCAGCCAAGCCUUUCCGUUACAAAACAUUGACUACUGCCUUUCUCUGCUCCACCGAGGUCACCUCAAUGGGAUUUGUCACUCAAAUAUCUUUUGGACCAUUCUGAGCCCAGAGGAUGCUCCAAGCACUGAAGAAAUGUCUAAUGGACUAGCAAAUGCAGUUUUAUUUUCCCAUGUUGAUUUUUGCAGGGACAUAGAUAGGAAUGGCUGCCCGAAUGUGCAAGAGGGAUGCCACAUGUCAAAAGAGUAUUAUCUUAGACCUUCCCUUCUACCUUAUGCUCAGGCAAUAAUACAAAGAGGAACUUUUGUCCCGGGGACACUUCAUAUUCUUUCUGGCCCAGUUUUCAGGAAGUGUCUUAUCGCUCCUUAUUGCAUGCCUGUUUUUCAUGAGAUGGUUUUUGUAUGUGCAGUUAACAGAGGUACAGAAAACAGCUGUAUCCAGAGGAUGGUGAAUAACAUUGAAAACAGCAUACAUUCUCUUCACCAGACUGUUUCUGGCUUUAAACUGAAUAUCAAUCUGCAGGAAGCAACGAGCUUUGAAACAACUGAGUUAAAUGACUUUGCUGCUUUUGAAUCUCAGCUUAGUAAAAUUCAAUACUUCAUCUGUAUGGAGAUAGAUGCUUCAGGCUUCUGUGAGAAAGGCGCCUGUGUGGGAAUUGUAAGGACAGCUCAUUAUGAACUAGUAAGCAGUGAGUUGGUUUUUGUCUUUGCUUCAUUGAAUCUUGACCUCCUAGCCAUGCUGAUCUGUGGAAUACCUGACUGGCGAAUGCUCUGGACAUCAGACACACGAUUCCUCUGUCAAUUUCCUAGAGGAGAGUUAAGGCUUUUCAAGAGUUUUUCUCUCUAUCCACCUUCCUAUGUGCAUGAUGUCAGCUUUUGGGUUCCUGAUGGGGAACAAUUUGAUGAACUUGCUUUUCACACCAUUGCUAGGUGGGUGUCAGGUGAAAUGGUCAUAUCCAUCCAGUUAAUCGACAGUUUUCAGCAGUCAGAGACUGGACGGAUGAGCCUCUGCUACAGGCUGACCUUUCAGUCCUGUGACAAGGCACUGAGCCGCCAGGAUGUGGCAGAGAUGCAGCUGCUCUUUCGUAAGGAAAUAAAACAACGCUUGCAUGUAACUCUUCGGUAGAGCAUUGUAUGUUGUUCUGAGGUGCUCGAGCAGCGUCUGCACUUGUUGCCAAUCUGGAAAAUGUGGCCUACCUCUCGUUGGACCUAACACCGUGUAUUACCGCAGUGCCUCUUACAAACGUGGUGUGGACUUCAAGUACCUGCACACAUUCUAAAUGCAGAAAUCCCUGUUAAUGAAGACCAAGCACCUUCCUGUUCUGCGCCUGGGUAAUGAAACCUCAUUUUAAAAACUGGAGCCUUUCUUUGCUAGGGUCCUGUGAGACCGGACUUGAUCUCCUUACUGAUGCCGAUUCAAUUUUCCUACUCUUGCUUGUCUUUGCCCAGCACCUGGUACCGGUGCCGACUGUAUCAAGUACACUGGAAGAGGGAGGAACUGAACUGUUUCCAAAGGGUCGUGUACAGUUUGAGCACUGAAAACCCUCUGCGCAGGUGCUCAGUCGCUAUGGGAGGGUGGUGUGUGUCGGGCUGCCAGUGCCAGGGGUGCACCCGGUGGGGCCCCGGCCGCGUGUGCCAGCAGACUCUUUCCUGAGUAGCUAAUACAGACAGUAAUCACAAGUGGUACUUCCAUUACUAGAUUCCAAAGGCCACUAACUGGUCCUAAAAGCUAGCUGUGCCACCGGUAGUGCGUUAAUAGCUUCAGCAGAUGUAACUGCUGACGGAGAACUCCGGAAACAGACCGAGUUACUGGAAUUUGUAGGAUUAUGCUCUGGAAAGGCAUCAGUAGCAUGGUGGAUAGCAAUAGGUCUUUCUUUUAACAAAUGUUAAAGACUCUAAGACCUGAGGUCAUUGCUGACGCUG